UGUUUCCUGAGACUCGUUGUCUGCUCGGUUCAAACGAUCCUACCAACUGCUCACUGCUCCAGUUACAGAUAAAGGAAGUGUGCAGAACUUACUUCUGCUUUUUUAGAAGUGGAAAAAAUGAGAGCGAAGAAGAAGAAGAAGAAGAAGAAGAAGGAGGAGGAGGAGGAGGACGUACGUUUGAUUCUUUAGUGUUUGGUUUUUAACGCCGACAACAGAAGACGGAGAAGAACGACGGUCCUGAGGAGGACAUGCUGGCUGAAGCUUUGCUCCAAACGUUGGCCUACAGGGGGGAGAGGAAGUCGACUUCAGCCGCCACACGGUACCGAAUGAAGACGUACCCUGAUGGUCCUGAGGAGGGCGUAGUUUCUCUGACCGGCGUAGACCCCACAGAACCAGCUGCAGCAGGUCCAAACCAGGAAGAGGAAGACUCCUUCCAAACCCAGAGACCAUCAGUUGAUGGUCUCGCAGUGUGCAUUGACGACUGCAGCCUACUGAUCCAGUACCCGGACCUGACGGUGGCCGACUCGGGCCGCGUCUCACAAACCCCGUUGAGGACCAGCACCACGGUCCAGCCCAGUUUGAACAUUCCCAUCCGUCAGACGGACCUAUGGCCGGAGCCUCCGAGGGGCGCCGACUCUCCACUUCCAGACGAUGGCUAUUUGGUCAUGGGGGCCGGUGUGAAUGGAAGAAUGGAAGACAUGGGUUCUAGUCUGGACCUGGACAGGUCCAGACUAGAACCCAUGUCAAACUCGGUGCUGAACGGACUCUUGGAGAGACAGCUGGAGGAGGUCUACCUGCAGCAUCUAACCGACAACCUGGCUCGAUGCAACUCUCACCUGGAGAACAGUCUCCUGCACGACCUCGUGCCCCCGCCCCGACUGCAUGGACUGGACUCACCGGAACCCAGUCUGCAGGUCAGAUCAGGGGAGGACGACAAGAAGGAACCGAUGAACCUGAGCACCCAGAACGUUCCGUGCUCGUCCAACUUCAGCUCCCCGGUGCUGAGGAUCUCAGAAGCUGAACAGACAAAUGUCUGAAGUCAAAGUAAACGUGAUUUCUUUGUUUACUUUAGUGAAAAAAAAAAAAACUACAAAAAAUGUAUCUGCUCUACUGCGACACCUGCUGUUAGGUUUUCGUACUGCACCCCACUGUGUCGUUAUAAUAUGAUUGAUAUUUUACAGUGUGUGGUUUUGUGUCGGUGAUAAAACAGAUGGAACUUUAAUCCUGCACAGCACCGCGGAGGAGAAUCAUUAACAAGUCUUCAACCUGGGGUCCCGGACCCUUUGGAGGUCAGUGAAUGUACUUCAUGUGGUCCUGACAUUUACUUGGUGAAGGAUUUAAAAGACAAAAAAAGAACAAAAAAUAUCGUGGAAUUGUUUCAAAAAAAGAACAAAAAAUAUUGUGGAAUUGUUUAAAAUAAAAACACAAAUAUAUAAAUAUAUAUGUUUUAUAUUUUAACAGCUUUGUAUUUAAUAAUCGUCUCAUAAUUUCAAUCUGUCUGAAUCACUUCAACGUCCAAUAAAAAGUGUCCAGGUUUUGAGGUUAAUAUUUGAACGGAGUGGUUCUGCCACAAUGUGGAACAUUAACAAUAAAUUAUGUAAAAAAAAAAGUUGAAUAAUACUUAAAUAUUAACCAAAGAUU
Cynoglossus semilaevis (tongue sole) is the source of this 1641-nucleotide messenger RNA. RefSeq lists its product as uncharacterized. Gene Ontology annotation, biological process: regulation of toll-like receptor signaling pathway. The record is from RefSeq and is a predicted model, not a curated record. The transcript is spliced from 2 exons. Bases 249 to 1037 code for a protein of 262 amino acids. NCBI's taxonomy places the organism in Eukaryota, Metazoa, Chordata, Actinopteri, Pleuronectiformes, Cynoglossidae.